AUGGGCAACGGAUAUUUUCGAACGUCACAAACGUCGUCGUCAUCACGACAACGGGAAAAGCGGGGCAAGGACAGCUACAGCUACCAGCACAAUUACGUGGAUCGGGUGCGUUUAGAGGACACCACCGGCGGGCAACACCACAGCAACCACCAGCAAGCCACCCAUGAUCCGAGGUGUCUACAGUUGAGGGCCGCUGGCUGGAGGCAUACCCACAAGUCCGUUUCGCAUCUCGACUUGGCCACCAGCUGUCAUGAAGCAGCUGGAACUGGCUUAGGUCGCCACUCGCAGCAGCUGCUCCACAACCACAGCCAGGCGAAUCAGCACCACCAGCAGCAGCAGAACCACCACCAUCUGAGCUCUCACUCGCACUCGCACUCGCACUCCCACCACCCACACGCCCAGCCCCACUGGACGCAGUGCCGGGUGGGCGUGGCCGGAAGCGGAAACGGGCAGCUGAGAAACGCCCGAUCGCUGGACUACACGCAACUCGAGCGGGAGGAGAACGCCUUGGACAUCGCCGAGUUCUACUGGCGGUUCGAUGCGGAAGGUCCGCUAGACCAAGUCGAAAGCUACGCGGUACUUCCAAUAAAAGACAACUUUAAGCCCUCGUCAGCGGCUCCAAAGGCUGUGGGAUCAGGAGAGGCAACCACAAACAGCACCACCACAAUCUCCGGAAAAGUAAAUGGUGGUGCAACAGCCACCGUAACCACUGCUGCUGCAAACGCACUGCUCGACAUUUUGGGCAGCGAGUCGUGCAGCUUGAGGAGAUCGCGCAGUUUGGCAGUAAUACGUGAGGAGACGUUUAGCGACCUGCAAAUUGGAUCGGCAAACAGCAGUCGUCGUCGAUCGCAGCUAAUACCGCGUGCCCGGCUCGUUAAUCGCGGAUUUUUCCGUGAAUCGCCACGAUUGAACGGCAAACCGAAUCAGACGGCCUUGGUGGGUGAGCAGCCAGCGGAUCAGUCGACGGAUGACGCCCAGAGCCAGAGAAGCAACUCGGGCACUUGCGAUUCGCAUCAGCAGCAGCAGAAGCAGCUACAACAGCAGCAACAGCAGCAACAUCAACAGCAACAGCAACAUCAGCGUCUUAACCGAGAAUCGCGUGACUUUGAUGUCUACUACGAUAAUCUGAAACGCUUGGACGCCUUGGCUUUGGGUCUGAGUGAACAACUGCAUCCUUGGCACAACGACAAGAGCGACUUGGAGAGCUUGAAUUCAGAUUAUUUCAAGAACUCAUUGCAUCAAAAUCACUUGGAUCAACAGCAACCAUCUUCCUUGGAAUUUGACGCCAUCGAGCAAGUGGCAGUUAGUUUGCUUAAGGAAAGACCCAGGAUUUAUCAAUCCAGGAGGCAACAGCAGCACAGGAAUCUUCACCACUCAAACUGCUUACAACGUCACUUGGACACUGGAGGGGAAUCCUGUCCAGAGCACAGUCAAAGCAGUGCUUUUCCCGAGACAACCACCAGCAAUUCGGAUGACCAAACGGAUAGUCCUUCGCUUUCGGAGCAGGAAUACGAUUUAACCCAGAUCGAGGAGAUCUACCAGCAGGGAAAUCACGUGGAGGAGAGCUACGAGUUAAUUAGCCUGACGACCACUACAAGGACACGUUUCGAGAGCAGCGAGGAGGGUGAAGAAGAAGAAGGCGAAGAGGAGGUUGUGGAAACUCUGACCACGCCCACAGAGCCACAAACCAGCGAUAGUGAUAGCACCUUAAGGCAAAAUCACAGCGAUCCCUUGGACAAACUGAUAGCCUACGAUUCGGUGUACCUCUCCUCGGAAGACAGUUCGGAUUGUACUUUAGUUGGCGAAAGCUGCGAGUCCUUCGAGCAAAGAACUUUCACCAGUUGUGGGGAAAGUGGAGAGUUGGAAACCCGCAGCUUACUACACAUUUCCAUAGAGGACACGGUUUAUGAGCCACAAGCUAAGCAACACAAAAAGGGCGUUCAUCAAGAGGAUCAACCCCCACCACUAUUAACCACAACAGCCAAAGUUGAGGCACAGAUCUUCACACAGGUUUUGAAAGUAGAACAUACACCAAAACCCAAGAUCCUUGCAGUAGUGGAAAAACGUAAACUAAAACAGGAGGAAGUUAAGCAGCAACCGCCGGAACUUAAACGUCAGGCCACCGAUUCCUUCAUAGUUACUGCCAACAAAUCCAAUCUCACAGAGAACCAAUACCAUAGCCUGCCGGAUGUUAAUAUAGGGGUGAGCCUUAAGGUGUGCGAGAAUAUAGACAAGGAGCUCAGGUCGUCCUACAACCAACAAAGACAGCAGCAACGCAAGGAGGCCAAAAGGGAGCAGCAGGUGACUCGAGCGGAGACCUACGAUUCCAUUAGACGUUUCGGACGGGCCCAUCAAAAAGCCCGGCAAAAGGAAUACCAGGAAAGGGAGCGGGAACGCGAAAAGGAGGCAUCAUCCGCUUUACAGGAAAAGGAUAAGGAAAGGGAAAAGGAAAAGCCAAAGAUAAACAAGGAAGUUUCAGCUCAGGAGCGGAAAAUUGAAGUGAAAGAAACGACAAAGACUCAAGAUUUAAUCAAGGAGAAAGAGGAAGUAGCCGAGGAAGUAGCAGCGGAAGAAGAGGAGGAGGAACCACUGCCACCACCGCCCCCACCUCUCAUAGAGGAAUCUCAACCAGAGGACUCUCCGUCGGAAGUGGAGGAGGAGGACAAUCUAUCCGUAUCCAUUUCACAACCGGAACAACCCAAGGAGGCGCCCGUCAUUGAGGUGGCCAAUUUCAGCAGGCUAAUCGAGCGAAGGGCCCAGGAAAUCCGCGAACGACAGGAGCAAAUUAAACCAUCCUUUCAUAUCAUUGUCACCGACGCCCAGAAUAAUAUCAUCCAAAAGGAGGCCAUUCAGGACAACAAGGAAACCAGACAGAGGAUUAACCCCAAUUCCAAUUCCAGCACGAAAACAAACUCAAAUUCAAACUCAACUUGUAAUCCCAUUCAACGCCCCCUCCGUCGCUCAGUGAGUUCGUCGAGUGGCAAACCGCUGGAACAUCGCAUCCUCAGCACCGGUGCUCCCAUUUACAAGGCCCGACCUGUCAAGGUUUUGCCCUCCUCCAGCAGCGAUUCGAGCUUCUCCCGAGGCAAAAUGUCACGACCACAAAUACUGCAUGUUGUGGAUGGCCGGGGAGGAGUUGCGUCGGGCGGAGGAGCAGGUGGCACGCUGCGAAGGAGGAGCAGUGCCAGGAGCAUAGCCAGCACAAUUAGCUCAACAGGAGGCGAGGUGGCUAAUGAAUAUCUGCAAAAAGUGGACGCAGUCAGAUGCUAUUGGAACAAGCUGGCGGGCAAUGAACCAGAAACACGGAAAACAGAACAGCCUGCAACCGAAACCCAGCCAGGCAUACACUUCCAGUUGGGUGGAGAAACUACAACACAUUCUCCGGAUAAAUCCUCAGUUGCCAAUGAUUUCUGCAGCAUGAUGCCACAUCCAUCCAUAGAAAUUGUGGAACUGGGUGAGGGCGCUCAAAAAGCAACCAUUGUCAAGGCUGCUCUGGAACAGGAUGAGGAUCCAGAUGAAGAUCAGGAUCAGUUCGAUCAUAUAAGAUAUAAAGUCCUGAAAUCUCAGCAACUGAUACGCAACAAUUUCCUGUCUACAAGAAACAAAAAAGAGGCCCAGUUCGAUGGGUUGAUUCAGUACCUGCAGGAGUAUAGUUUCCAGGAGUUGCUGAGCAAUAAUAAUGUGGUCAUUGUAGAGCCUGUGAGGACUAAGAUCGAACGACCUUUACAGGUGGGGAUUAAUAGUGGUGCCACUACUACGACUGUUCCACCUCCGAAACCUCCAAGAGUAGUAAAUGCCACGGGCUCUCAGCCUCGGAAAACUAAGCAAAGACAAACUGGAGGAGCUGCGGCGAAAAGACAUUUUUUCUACCAACCUGUGAGGGUAAAUAGAGAGCUCUACGAAGAUGAACUACCAGAUCCCGAUACAGUUCGCAAUGUUCGUCGCUUUUUCGAGCAGAAUGUCCUGCCAACUCCUGGUCAGGGUUUGCUAGUGCAAUCCCAGCAAAAGUUUGGUGGCUCUGCCUGUCAAUUGAGUCCCAAAUCCAGAAGAGCUAGGGGUUACCGAUACCUAACCAUCGAUACUAGCUUCGGGGGAGCCGGAGAGGAGCAGCCCAAGGGGAUGGAUCUGCUCGAGGAGCACAAGGCCAAGCACUGGGACAAUGCCAGUUUAUCGAGUGGUAUUUCCAGUGGUGAUUUGAGUUCGCCCUGCGGGGAGUAUCAUCACCAGGAAUCACCGGUAAUGGCCUGCAAGGAUGUCCAUGUUCAGGAUGUUGUUAGAAGACACAAUAGCAAUGCUGCCAAUGCGAAAGCUCGAGCUAAAUUUGCCAGCCGACGCACCUGGUGCAUGGGAACAGGUCCUGGAGGAAUGGGGGCAAAUGAAUCCCUUUAUCGGCAAAUUUAUGAAAAUAAUUUGGGACAUUCCGAGCAGCAGGAGAAUAGCGAACAUCUGGAGGAAGAGGACGAUGAGCAGGAUGACCAGUACGAGGACGAUGUGGAGCAGGAUAUUUGCGAGAACUAUUACGUCAGCAAUGACGUGCUGGCCAAGAUAAGGGAGUGCGGCUCAACUGUCACCUAUUACGGAGGCCGGGUUCUGGACAAGACCGCAACCAGCACCACAGCCCCGCCCACAAAAACCACUCAGCCAAUGACGGGGAGUGGCACCCGCUCCCGAGUUCGUCAAAUAGAGGCCUGCAAUGUGUGCCUGCCGAGCGAAAGAUGCGAACAUCGAUUGCAAUCCAAACAAACGGCAGCAGAACAGCAGCAGGACUCAUAUCAAGGCAUCAAAUUUAAGCUGGUCAAGUCCAAUAGCUGCAGCAGUCGGCUCGAGUUGGCCGGAACGAGUGAAGAUGAGGUCACCGCCGACAGCGAAGUAGUUCGAAAAAUGGUACAUCACUUCGAGGCGAAUCAGACAACCACGGGCAAUGAUGGCCAACUGCUGACCAUCAACAGCCAGAGUCAGAUAACGUUGGCCAAGGAGCCGGAGGAGCUCCAGCGACGCCAAGUGACAGUAAAUAAUCACAUCAAUGUGCUCGGGGACAUGCCCGAAGAGCUCGAGAAGGCUGAAAACUUUAAUGUUCAGCCGGAAAAUGGUUAUGGUGGGGAUAUCUUGCCCACAUACGAAACUCAAGCCAUGAACAUACGCCUCGAUGUGACUGAAGGCAAGAACAUCCUGCAAGCUGCUGCCAGCAAAGUUUGUCGCAAUAAAAACGUUGACUUGGCCUACACGUUGGUCAAGACAACGCCAAAUCCUCCCAAGGGCAAGCCCAUCGAAGCUCCGCGCCAGAAAAUUGGAAAACAACAGCGCGAAGUGGAGGAAAAUUGCGAAAUAACUGCCGUGACAAAGGCUGUCAAACCGGCGAAGCCCUCACCACAAAUCAUAGUGCCUGCGGAUAUACACAGUCAGGCCUCGAUAGCUGCAACCGGUCCGAUACCCGAACGCCGAUUGAGCAAUGCCAGCAGUAGUAACUCUGUUGUGGACAAAACCGUGGUCCGUCACUAUGUGGCCAAUGAUAAAAGCAUCUAUGAGCGGCGCAAAUACGAUGAGAUUGAGUUCGAGGAGUUUGAGGUCUACGAUCCCAGCAAAGAACCACCUCAAGUGGAGGAAAGUCCGGAGAAAAUUCCCACAGAUGCAGAGCUCUAUGACAGCUUGGAUGACAAAAUGUGAACGAAAACUAAUGCUCAAUACACCUUACGAAAACAGCAACGACGACUUCUUGGGGUUUUGGGUUAAAGCGUAAAUCGUAUACAUCCACAUCGGUAGCCUAGCUUAGCUUUACAGGUAAAGCCAAAAGAUUAUACCAUAAAUUAUCCAAAGUAUAAUAUAUUAUUAUUUAAAUUUAAUUUGCAAUACAAAAUUCUUCACCUGUACAUUAUAAAUUUAUGACUAAAUAAAUAUGCAAUUUAUUUAACGA
This is a messenger RNA of Drosophila rhopaloa, 5911 nucleotides long. Its product is annotated as protein javelin. The transcript is spliced from 6 exons. The coding region runs from base 1 to 5664 and encodes 1887 amino acids. Lineage: Eukaryota; Metazoa; Arthropoda; Insecta; Diptera; Drosophilidae. The record is from RefSeq and is a predicted model, not a curated record.